Molecule: messenger RNA, 1590 nt
Organism: Tupaia belangeri chinensis (Chinese tree shrew)
Lineage: Eukaryota; Metazoa; Chordata; Mammalia; Scandentia; Tupaiidae
Product: keratin, type II cytoskeletal 74
Exons: 9
Coding region: 1-1590 (529 amino acids)
Biological process (GO): keratinization; intermediate filament organization
Cellular component (GO): keratin filament
Molecular function (GO): structural constituent of skin epidermis
Source: RefSeq, a predicted model, not a curated record
AUGAGUCGGCAACUGAACUUCAAGUCUGGUGGUGACAAGGGCACCUUCAGUGUGCACUCAGCAGUGAUGCCAAGGAAGGCCGUGGGCAGCCUGACUUCUUACCGUGCAGCUGGCAAAGGGGCUGGGACUGGCUUUGGCAGCCGGAGCCUCUAUAGUCUCGGAGGGAAUCGGAAUGUUUCUUUCAGUGUGGCUGGUGGUGGAGUUCGGGCUGGGGGUUACAGCUUUGGGCUUAGCUCUGCGUAUGGAGGGGGCCGGGCUAGUGGCUUUGCCGGCAGCAUGUUUGGCAGUGUGGCCCUGGGGCCCACGUACCCAUCCAUAUGCCCACCCGGGGGCAUCCACCAGGUCACUGUCAACAAGAGCCUCCUGGCACCUCUCAAUGUAGAGCUGGACCCUGAGAUUCAGAAGGUGCGCGCCCAGGAGCGGGAGCAGAUCAAGGCGCUGAACAACAAGUUCGCCUCCUUCAUCGACAAGGUGCGGUUCUUAGAACAGCAGAACCAGGUACUGGAGACCAAGUGGGAGCUGCUGCAGCAGCUGGACCUCAACAACUGCAAGAAGAACCUGGAGCCCAUCUUUGAGAACUACAUUAGCACCCUGCGAAGGCAGCUGGAGACGCUGUCUGGGGACAGAGUGAGGCUGGACUCGGAGCUGCAGAGCAUGCGGGACUUGGUGGAGGACUACAAGAAAAGAUACGAGGUGGAGAUUAACCAGCGUACAGCAGCUGAGAAUGAGUUUGUGGUGCUCAAGAAGGACGCAGAUGCAGCCUACACGGCCAAGGUGGAGCUUCAGGCCAAAGUGGAUUCUCUGGACAAAGACAUCAAGUUCCUCAAGUGUCUAUAUGAUGCGGAGGUGGCCCAGAUCCAGACUCAUGCCAGUGAGACCUCUGUCAUUCUAUCCAUGGACAACAACCGGGACCUGGACCUCGAUAGCAUCAUCACUGAGGUCCGCGCCCAUUAUGAGGAGAUCGCCCUGAAGAGCAAGGCUGAGGCCGAGGCGCUGUACCAGACCAAGAUACAGGAGUUGCAGUUGGCAGCUGGGCGGCAUGGAGAUGACCUCAAACACACCAAGAACGAGAUGUCAGAGCUGAACCGGCUCAUCCAGAGGAUCCGGUGUGAGAUUACAAAUGUGAAGAAGCAGUGUUCCAACCUGGAGACAGCCAUUGCUGAUGCUGAGCAGCGGGGGGACAAUGCUCUCAAGGACGCCCGGGCCAAGCUGAACGAGCUGGAGGGUGCCCUGCACCAGGCCAAGGAGGAGCUGGCCCGGAUGCUGCGUGAGUACCAGGAGCUCAUGAGCCUGAAGCUGGCCCUGGACAUGGAGAUCGCCACCUACCGCAAGCUGCUGGAGGGCGAGGAGUGCAGGAUGUCUGGUGAGAAUCCAUCCUCUGUGAGCAUCUCUGUCAUCAGCAGCAGCAGCGGCUAUGUCUACCACCCAAGCUCUGUGACCACGGACCUGGGACCUAGCAGUGUGGCAGGCAGCUCCAGCAGCACCCAAAGUGGGCAGACCAAGGCCAAAGGGGCACCAGUGGGAGACCUCAAGGACUCCCAGAACAAGAGCACUUCAGUCAGCUCCCCAGCCAGAAAGACCACCCGAUAA